Molecule: messenger RNA, 606 nt
Organism: Arthroderma uncinatum
Lineage: Eukaryota; Fungi; Ascomycota; Eurotiomycetes; Onygenales; Arthrodermataceae
Exons: 3
Coding region: 1-606 (201 amino acids)
Biological process (GO): protein phosphorylation
Cellular component (GO): cytoplasm
Molecular function (GO): protein serine/threonine kinase activity; ATP binding
Source: RefSeq, a predicted model, not a curated record
AUGGUGUUUAUCCAGGAGUUACACGGCCCCAAAGAGACAAUGGCCCAGCUUAAGCCUCUCGAGCACCGGAAUAUUGUCCGGCUCUAUUGUGCGUACUGGGCGUCCGGUUCAAUUUAUCUAGUGAGCGAGCCAAGCGUCAUAUCGCUGCGCCAGAUCAUGAUGUUUAGGCCAUCUUGGGGACUUGAGGAGACGGCUGCGCUUAGUAGGGGUGUACUAGAUGGUCUUAUGUUUGUCCACAAUUCUCUUGAAAUAGCACACGGAUCGCUCUCAACUGAUAAUAUCAUGCUUACAUGGGAAGGGGGAGUGAAGCUAGCAAAUAUAGGCAGCAGUAUUAUUGACGGAAAGGGCCGAGAGCAUAGUAGCGGUGAUCUCCGCUCUCUUGCCCGUAUCAUACAGAAUAUCACGGAACCUGCCUCCCUUCUUGACGAGGAACCAAGACUUGCUUUAAAGCAUCCCACUGGCACGGAUUUGGACGACUUCUUUGCCCAGCUUUUGACUGUGAAGCACGUGUCAGAUAUUAUCGAGCACAACUUCGUUAAGCAAGCGCAAGGGUCAGACGGGCUCACCCGCUGUGUCUGGAAGUGGUGGGCGGCAAUGUGUUAUUAA